UUCAAAUAUUACUACAGUGCAAAAUGAGUUGCAGCUCGGAAGAAAGUGGCGCAAGCACGUCGUCGCAGAAGAAAUACAGGGGAGUGCGGCAGCGGAAAUGGGGCAAGUGGGUGUCGGAAAUCCGGGUCCCCGGAACGCAGGAGCGGCUCUGGCUCGGCUCCUACUCUACGCAGGAGGCUGCGGCGGUGGCGCGCGACGUUGCGUUUUAUUGUCUGCACAGACCGUCGGCGUUGGACAAGCUUAACUUCCCGCUAAUGUUGCCUUCGAUUGUCCGGACAGACAUGUCUCCGAGGUCGGUGCAGAAGGCCGCCUCCGACGCCGGUAUGGGUAUUGAUGCCCAGUUGAUCGGAAACAAGUUGCCGGAGAGUGAAGUGAAGCAGGAUCAAGGUGGCGGUGCGGGUCAUGGGUUGUGGGAGGAUGUCGGAGACAAUUGUACUGGGAUGUCGGGAUUUGGAAAUGAGGUGAAAGAAGGAGAAGCUUUCAGCAUUUCCAUUGACGAUUAUCUUUGAUCAGCAUGCGCGCAGUAGUUUUUCCCAUGUGUAUAUAAGUAUAUGUGGCUUCCAUUCAAAACCAACGGCUCAUUUUAGAGGUUUUUUUUAUGGAUAGCCUUUUAAUUUCGAGUUCCACUAAUAUGUAGAAGUCUUGUUGACCUUUUUGUCGUCUCAAAAAGAUAUUGUAAUGCAGUUUUCAUUAAUUAGAACAGAGCCUCUGCUCGG
This is a messenger RNA of Corylus avellana, 716 nucleotides long. Its product is annotated as Integrase-type DNA-binding superfamily protein. Lineage: Eukaryota; Viridiplantae; Streptophyta; Magnoliopsida; Fagales; Betulaceae. The record is from RefSeq and is a predicted model, not a curated record. Gene Ontology annotation, biological process: regulation of DNA-templated transcription. Gene Ontology annotation, molecular function: DNA binding; DNA-binding transcription factor activity.